AUGGCGUUUGAUUUGUGGGAAAUUAUUGCCUUUGAUUACAGUGAUGGCAACAGAUUUGGGAUGAUUUCUACUCAUUCUGGACACUUGAGCACUGAAGGUCACGCUUUCUGCACGAAGUCCUCUCAGACUAAGCACCCUCCACUGCUCAAGAAUCACAUGGUUGUUCACUAUAAUAAACUCUUUUCAACCAAAGCUGUGAUAGACUGCUCAAUCCCAGUAAGCAUGAGUGCCAGCAUCGAAUAUACAGACCAACGAUGGAGAGAAAAGCUCAAAAAGGAAUUAGCACGAUGUGAAAAAGAGUUUAAAUUAAGUAAAACUUCAAUCCAGGCCAAUUCUAAGAAUAACUUCAAGUCAUUUUUUAACACUCUCUGAAAGCCUUCGGGGGAUCCACAGAAUCAGGACAUGUUGAUAGAAGUGAAUGGAUUUCCAUCCUUUGCAAAGGCACCUCCUUCUUCAGAGACACAGCUAAGUCGAGGUAAAUCUGACAAGGUCCUCAUGAAUGGCGCUGCAAAGGACUGCAGUUCCUCUCUUCCCAGCAUGGACUGUGGAACCUGACCCCAAAAGCUGGGGCCUGGAAUGCUAUAUGGCAGGAGGCCCAGGAACACAUCCCCCGAUUGCGCCCCCGCCUCCCGGUUUCAGGUAGUCAUGUCCAAAGCACCCAGUGGGGAUCAUUUGGAAAAACAUGCUGACUUCUCUAACAAACAAUUCUCAUUCACUCCAUGCACUUUAAAAACAGAAGCAAGAUCCUUCCUGUCACGCUAUCGAUAUUAUACACCUGCCAAAAGAAAGAAUUUUACAGAUCCAUAGAUAGAGGCUGAAACCCAGACUGAAUUAAGUAGUUUUAAUUCUGACUUGGGAACAUCUGAGAUUAAGAAAUUGACAGAUUCAGAAGUGAAUACAAAGCAGGCAUCUAAUUAUAAGACAUAUGGGACUAAAGAAAAAAUAACCCCUUUGUCUUUACAAGGACAUGACUUGACAUGGGAUGAAAUUAAGGACGGCACUCCGUGGCAUUCCUCACAAAGAACAAUACGUCAGUAUUCUGUGCAGCUUCCUUCAGAGAAUAAAAUCUACUCCCAUGAAGAAGAACUAUUGUAUUUGAGCUUCCCUGAAGAUAUAACAAACGAAAUUUUGAAACUUUGUUUAUUUUCCAGCAGGGUUUUUGAACGACUGUUCCAGCGACUUGUAAAACAAAAUAAACAUCCUUUGAAAGAGGAAAAAACGCGCCACCUGCUGCAUGGCCUGAAAAUAGGCUGCGCAUCAGAGGAAAACUCAGUUAAGCCAAAGGAUCUUGUAAAUGAUGAAACAAACCUUGAACCUUCAAUUUGGGAUGGAAAUAAUGCAGGGAUUUCAGACAACUUGAGAGACCACAAAACUUCUGUGAACAUCAUUGAAGAUGACAGUGACACUGAAAAGGCUGAGACAGCAGAUGAGUUGAGCUGUCUUAGCACCUCACUGUCGCAGUCUGUUCAGUUUCUUCUGCAUGUGGAUAGCCGGUUUUCCCAGCACGAUUUGGCAAGGAGCCUAUCUACUCCAGCAAAAGUUUUUGACCUCCUUGUUAAAGAACAGGGAGUGGAAGUGAUGCUAAUAGUGGUCUCAGCCACUAUUGCUAUGUACUGCAUACAUAAAGGUGUAGGCUCACAGCCUCCUCCUUGUGUGCAAUUCUGCAAUCCAAUGUGCAAACUGAAUUUCUUUGGCAAGUUUCCAACGAAAUUUAGUGAUGUUAGACGGCGGCCCAAACUGGUUACUGUUAUGGUUGGAGAAGAAGCUCAGUGCUGUGCAGAUGGAGGCAGCCUCAAAGCUGUCCUUUUUCAUCUCAUGGCUACAGCUUUCCCGCAGCAAAUCAACAGCUGGACUUGGGCGUCUUCUAGUGCUUCACCUUGA
Messenger RNA from Chinchilla lanigera (long-tailed chinchilla), 1881 nucleotides. Its product is annotated as spermatogenesis-associated protein 7 homolog. Gene Ontology annotation, cellular component: photoreceptor distal connecting cilium; rod photoreceptor outer segment; ciliary basal body. Gene Ontology annotation, biological process: protein localization to photoreceptor outer segment; protein localization to photoreceptor connecting cilium; microtubule cytoskeleton organization. The record is from RefSeq and is a predicted model, not a curated record. Lineage: Eukaryota; Metazoa; Chordata; Mammalia; Rodentia; Chinchillidae.